UUCACGCGGAACACGUCAGCGUGCUUCCGGGUCUGAUCGAGACUCGAUGAAAACAUUCGAUUUCUUUGAGCGUUUGUUUUGUCAGACGGAAAAUUAACAAGAAUAAAGCUGCUGCUGUCGCGGAGAAAAUGUCUGCAGCCUCCGGGAACACCCACACGGAACCGUGGGGAAGCUUUGACGACAACCUCAUUCAGGGGUCUGGCUCAGCCGUCAUUGACAUGGAGAACUUGGAUGAUACGUCAGGCUCCAGCUUUGAGGACAUGGGGGAGAUGCACCAACGUAUGAAGGAGGAAGAGGAGGUGGCAGCAGAGGCGGCAGCCACUGAGGAAGACGAUGGGGAGUUCUUGGGCAUGAAGGGGUUGAAGGGACAGCUGGGCCGGCAGGUGGCCGACGAGGUGUGGCAGGCGGGGAAACGUCAGGCGUCCAGAGCCUUCAACCUGUACGCCAAUAUAGACAUACUACGGCCGUACUUUGACGUGGAGCCGCUGCAGGUCCGCAACAGGCUGAUCGAGUCACUGAUCCCUGUCCGCUUGGUCAGCUUCCCUCAGAAGAUCGCCGGUGAGUUGUACGGGCCCCUGAUGCUGGUGUUCACCAUGGUCGCCAUUCUGCUCCACGGCAUGAAGACAUCUGAGACCGUCAUCAGGGAGGGCACGCUGAUGGGCACGGCUAUAGGAACCUGUUUUGGCUAUUGGCUCGGUGUUUCCUCCUUCAUCUACUUCUUGUCUUACCUGGUCAAUGCUCAGAUCACCAUGCUGCAGACGCUGUCCCUGCUGGGUUACGGUCUUUUCGGUCACUGUGUUGUCCUCCUCAUCACCUACAACAUCCACUUCCACUUCCUCUUCUACAUACUUUGGUUGGUGAUCGGAGGAUUGUCCACCCUGCGCAUGGUGGCCGUGCUCCUGUCCCGUACGGUGGGUCACACUCCUCGCCUCCUCCUCUGUGGGAGUCUGUCUCUCCUCCACAUGCUCUUCCUGCUCUACCUCCACUUUGCCUACCACAAGAUUGUUGAAGGACUCCUGGUCUCUCUGGAAGGAUCCAACAUGGCGGCCAUCCAGAGGGUGGCCAGAGACAUUCCAAAAGUGACCAUCAACGAAACUGAGGAGUUCCUGAUCCCUCUGAGACCCCUGAGACUCUGACAGUGUGAGUGUCCCUCUCUCCCUCUACGACCCUUGAGACCUUCCCAACCACACGGACCCCCGUCCCUCUGAGACCCGUGGCUCGCCUGCACAGUAACGUCCACGGGAUGAGCUCCACUUUUUAAAGGGUUUCCUGUUUAAAAAUGUCUCCUUGUCUGUAACUGAAUCAGAAAACAUUAAUGUGUGGACAAACUGCUCUUUUGUUUUUGUAUCUCGUCUUUGUUGUGUUGUGAUGAUGUCUGCUGGAUUUAUGUCAUAAUGACUGAGAUCGACACGAUCAUUUACAUGCCAGUCGUGCACAGACUGUUCAUGGGGCAGCCACUGGGGGACGCUGUGCUCAUGCUGCCGUGGAAGCAGCACAAACAAGUGGAUGUUUUGGCAGCAAGUCAGAGGUUUGAGUUGUUAAUGAGACGAGUUAUUCUGGAGUUAUUUACACAUUUUAAAAUAUUGAUAUUUUUCUUCCAACAAAUGUUGAAUUGAAUGAGCAUCAAAACGUCUUAAGAAGUCCAACAGCUUUUACGAAGCUUCAGUAUAUAGUGAAGAAAAAGUUUAGAUUGUGGAAAAGGGCUUUGGGUUUGUUUUUUCUGAGUUAUUUUACGUUUGUUGGUAUCAACUGCAUAAUUUAAUGUGAUAUUCUGUACAGUGAACGUGUUUAUUUACAUGAUGUCCUUGAAAGUGUAAAUUGUCCACAAGCUAAAAUACAAAUGCAUUUUAUGUCCCA
Thalassophryne amazonica is the source of this 1857-nucleotide messenger RNA. It is a transcript of the gene yipf3, whose product is annotated as Yip1 domain family, member 3. NCBI's taxonomy places the organism in Eukaryota, Metazoa, Chordata, Actinopteri, Batrachoidiformes, Batrachoididae. Gene Ontology annotation, cellular component: Golgi apparatus. The transcript has 9 exons. The record is from RefSeq and is a predicted model, not a curated record. The coding region runs from base 129 to 1136 and encodes 335 amino acids.